GGCCGCGGGCCCGCGGCCGCGAAAGUCCUUCCUGCGCCACGAGAAGCCAAGGAGAGCGACAAGGAGGAGCGAGCGAAGAAUGGCUCCUCUCGUCCCCAAGAGCGGAGACGCGAUCUUCGCCAGUAUCGAUCGCGUGAAUGCGGAGCUGUUCACGCUCACGUACGGGGCGAUGGUGCGGCAGCUCCUCACGGAUCUGGAGGAGGUCGAUGUGGUCAACAAGCAGCUAGAUCAGAUGGGAUAUAACAUUGGCGUCCGCUUGAUUGAUGAAUUUCUGGCCAAAUCCAAUGUAUCUAGAUGUGUUGACUUCAAGGAGACAGCUGAUGUAAUUGCAAAGGUUGGUUUAAAAAUGUUCUUAGGGGUUACCGCAUCUGUGUCUAAUUGGGAUCCUGAGGGAAGCAGUUUCAGCCUUGUUCUUGAUGAUAAUCCAUUGGUAGACUUUGUUGAGCUUCCUGAUACUUUCCAAGGUCUUCACUACUGUAACAUCUUAAGUGGAGUUAUACGAGGAGCAUUGGAAAUGGUGUCAAUGAAGACUGAAAUCACUUGGAUUCGCGACAUGCUCCAUGGAGACGAUGCAUACGAGCUCCGAGUGAAGCUUCUGAAGCAGAUCCCAGAGGAGUACCCUUACAAGGAUGACGAGUAAACUAGAUUUUUUGCUCAAUGACUUAAAAAGAACUCGAAUAGUUUCCUCUUUUAAAGUUCUUUUUAGAUUCUCACGCUGUUCUUUAGAUGCGCACCAUACAUGUGUACCUAAAUACAACUUACACAAGAUAUGCAACAUUUCCUUUGGGUUAGUUGUUCGAAAACUACA
Molecule: messenger RNA, 808 nt
Organism: Zingiber officinale
Lineage: Eukaryota; Viridiplantae; Streptophyta; Magnoliopsida; Zingiberales; Zingiberaceae
Product: trafficking protein particle complex subunit 3-like
Exons: 5
Coding region: 80-640 (186 amino acids)
Biological process (GO): endoplasmic reticulum to Golgi vesicle-mediated transport; intra-Golgi vesicle-mediated transport
Cellular component (GO): TRAPP complex; cis-Golgi network membrane; cytosol
Source: RefSeq, a predicted model, not a curated record